Messenger RNA from Paramecium octaurelia, 594 nucleotides. The record is from the annotation of a GenBank genome assembly. Lineage: Eukaryota; Ciliophora; Oligohymenophorea; Peniculida; Parameciidae.
AUGAAAGAAAUGUCUCUCACUUUUAAGAUAAUCCUUUUGGGAGAUUCCAAUGUAGGGAAAAGCAGCAUUCUCAAAAGAUACUCGGAAAACACAUUUUCAGAACAGCAGACUCCCACAAUUGGGUUAGCUUUUUAUAAGAAGGUUGUGGAAAGAAAAAACAUUAAAAUAACGCUUGAAAUUUGGGAUACUGCUGGUUAAGAAAAAUUCAAGAAGAUUGCACCUAUUUAUUAUAGAAAUGCUUAAGCAGUCUUAAUUUGCUUUGACGUAUCAAAUAGAGAUACUUUGGAAGGAGCAAAGAGAUGGUUGGAAGAAAUAGAUAAAUAUUUAGAUCCUGACUGUGUUAAAUUUCUGGUUGGAAACAAAUAAGAUUAGGGUGCAUUUGAUGUUGAUUAAGCAUUUCUGGAAAGUAAUCAUAUGAAGUAUAUUUAAACAUCUGCAAAGACAGGACAUAAUGUGGAUAUGUUAUUUCGAAGAGUUGCUCGAACUUUGGCAAAGAAUAAAAUAAAAAAGAUGGAAAAUCUUGAUCAAAAAGCAAUCAUAACUCUUUAAGUACAAGGACCAGAAGAAAAAUAAAAAGCAUCUCUUUGUUGUUGA